Messenger RNA from Ixodes scapularis (black-legged tick), 823 nucleotides. RefSeq lists its product as uncharacterized. The record is from RefSeq and is a predicted model, not a curated record. The transcript has 2 exons. Lineage: Eukaryota; Metazoa; Arthropoda; Arachnida; Ixodida; Ixodidae. Bases 212 to 805 code for a protein of 197 amino acids.
UACUUCGCUGCGUGAGGGUUAAACGUGAGGCUACUUUGCACACGGCCUUUCCAGAGAACCGAAUCCGGGCACGCAGAAUGCUGAGUUACAAGGCAGUCAAGGUCGCGUCGCAGGGUUAUUUAAGGGCGGUGGUGGUGGUGCCGAGAAUCACUCGCCUUCGAAUACCAGUGUGUGAUCGUCUCGCUGAACCAGCCUCCGUCCCGUUUCGACGAUGCAGCCUGCCGUCCUGUUCGUGCUAGUCUCCGUGUCGUUCGCCGGCAUUUGCACAGGUUAUAGCCUACACCUGAAUCUUUCGGAAGAAACGGUAACAGACGUCUCCGUGGCCCGCAACCUCCCCUUGGCCAUUUUGCCUGUCGCCCUGGCCAUCGCCGGACCUGUGAUAGCCAUACUCUUUGGCAGCCUCAAGCUCGUCCUGCUGUCCUUUGCCUUGAUCUACCUGUUCCUGUUCGGCCUCACCUUCGUACCUACCCUCGGGGUCCACGUGCAGUCCGUGUUCCGAGCCCUGGGCGACACCCUCACGGCCGCCGUGCCUCCGACCAUAGGCGAAGACCUGCUGCGGAGCGCAGGACUCGAUGCUGAAGAGUGCCGGACCAGAGCUGUCUGUGAGGUCACCGAGGACGCUGUCCGGCGGUACCCCACCGUGGCCGCCAUGCUGAGGUCGCUCAGCGGUGCUGUUCAGGCUCAAGAGGGAAGCAAGUUUGUGCUCAAGGGAAUUCUGGGUGGACUGUCUGGUCUAGGAUGCGAGUCACUGUAUGAUGCCUGUAAGAAGUCGCCGCUCGAGAAGGUGCUCAAGGCGCUCUCUUAGCACUACAGUUUGUACUGG